Trichosurus vulpecula (common brushtail) is the source of this 780-nucleotide messenger RNA. RefSeq names its product complement C1q like 1 (gene C1QL1). The transcript has 2 exons. The record is from RefSeq and is a predicted model, not a curated record. NCBI's taxonomy places the organism in Eukaryota, Metazoa, Chordata, Mammalia, Diprotodontia, Phalangeridae. Bases 1 to 780 code for a protein of 259 amino acids. Gene Ontology annotation, molecular function: protein binding.
AUGCUGCUGGUCCUGGUCGUGCUGAUCCCCGUGCUCGUCAGCUCUGGCGGCCCCGACGGCCACUAUGAGAUGCUGGGCACCUGCCGAAUGGUGUGCGACCCCUACCCGGCUCGGGCCCCAGGCUCCACCACUGCCGCCCGCCCCGACGGUGAACCCCUGAGCGAGCACAGUGGCGCGCCCCCGCCCUCCACUCUGGUGCAGGGACCCCAGGGGAAGCCUGGCAGAGCUGGGAAGCCUGGACCCCCAGGACCCCCAGGAGAUCCUGGCCCCCCGGGCCCUGUGGGCCCCCCUGGGGACAAGGGUGAGCCCGGGAAACCAGGUCCCCCUGGCCUCCCGGGCCCUGGAGGCAACGGUGCCAUCAGCACCGCCACCUACACCACGGUGCCCCGGGUGGCCUUCUACGCUGGCCUGAAGAAUCCCCACGAGGGCUACGAGAUCCUCAAGUUCGACGACGUGGUCACCAACCUGGGGAACAACUACGACGCGGCCAGCGGCAAGUUCACGUGCAACAUCCCUGGCACCUACUUCUUCACCUACCACGUCCUGAUGCGAGGAGGGGAUGGCACCAGCAUGUGGGCAGAUCUCUGCAAGAACGGGCAGGUCCGGGCCAGCGCCAUCGCCCAGGACGCUGAUCAGAACUAUGACUAUGCCAGCAACAGCGUGAUUCUGCACCUGGAUGCUGGGGACGAGGUCUUCAUCAAGCUAGACGGCGGCAAGGCGCACGGCGGCAACAGUAACAAGUACAGCACCUUCUCCGGCUUCAUCAUCUACUCCGACUGA